AGUUGCGUCAGAAAUAGUCUGUGAGGGGAUAAACGAGCGCACCUUGUGCUCACCCACCCACUGCCUGACGGUAGGUGAAUGACAUAAACAAAGAGCCGGCGACUUUUCGUGGAAACGGAAAACGCUCCUUGGAAUCUGAAAAACAUGGAAACCGGUGGGUUUUCUGACACCUCACCUCAUUUCUCUUUUAGGCACGGAGUUUGUUUCCUCGCUAGCUUGAGCGCAGCGUGUGUUUAACAGCUGGGCAAAGCUAACGUCCACUCAUGCUAAGUUAGCAUGAGUUGCGUUACACGGCAGCUUGCUAGUGACACUGUGGCAUCGUUUAUCUCUGCCGGUAACGCUGACAGAUGAUGCUGAUAGAUCGACAGAGAGGCACUGAUACCUAAACUUGAGACAAUGACAGCCAACGACUUUCAGUCAUUAAAACUGCUAUCAGCCACAAAAGCCCGGAAAUGCUAGCUUGUGCUAAUGUUAGCCGACAAUGAAUGAAGCUGAGAAUACUAGAAGCUGUCAAACUCUCAAUGGGAGUUUGGUUUCAUUUUUGGGGAGUUACAUUUAUGAGAAUCGUUUUAUCCUCUAAAACACUUAAUGUUACAUGUUACUUAAUGCUAUACUGUGUCUUAUGUCAAGUUUGAACAGUCGAAGUUGGGUCAGGUUUGUUCGGUAUUUCCUUUGAUUGAUGGUUCAAAGCUUCAGUUAGACGGUUAUUUGUGGGACAUUGAUUUGAGUUGUCUAUUUUGUCUCUAGGUGUGUGUGUGUGUGUGUCACGUACAGGUUUAGUUACAGAGCCACAGUAAUCUGUCAUGUGAACUUUAUUGACAUCAUUUGCUCCACUGUCAUUUAGCCCUGUGAGUAUGAAGGGCAUCGAGGAGAGCUUAGCUAAUAUACCGCCUUUGAACAACCACUGGAGUGUAAAUUUACCCUGCCUGCCUGUGCCUGGCCCCUUGCCAUUGAAAACCACUAUAAUGCCUUUGCUCAUCAUUAAUGGUUAAACUUGUUAAACUUGUUGAGUGACUUCAAAACGACAUGACUGAUCAUGAUAAAAAGAUUUGAGCUUCAAGGAAAAUGAUACAUUGGCAUAAAACUUACAGCAAUCCUCCAUUUUGUAAUAACUAUUAACUUGGGCCCCAUUCUGCUUAACGAUAAAAGGCCUAUAAUGGCAUCCCAUCUUUGUCCAGAUGGAAAAAACAACAGUGCACGGUUAAGAGGAGAGGAUGUUAAAGUCUCCGUAGCAUGCAUGACUAAGCAAUAUCCCUUUGCCAGUGUUUAACUGCUCUGCACAGCUAUACAAUGUAAUUACUAACCAUGCAUCAGUGCAAAGUUUGAGUCCAUCCAAGUUUGUGUUCACCCUUCCUCCAGCGUAGAGAGACGAGACAAGCUUUCCUGAUUGUUCUCUCACACAGAGAGCCAAAUGUAUGGACACUGGCCUGUUGUGGUUAGCCCUCAGCCCCCCAGGGUCAUUUAAAAACACCAAGGGAAAACAGUUAAGAAGAUUAUUUCCUUGUUUCAAAUAAUCAGUCAAUCAUUAUUUAUUCAACCCAAAUCUAUAAAAAUUGUAAUCUCAAAACAUUUUACGGUAAGAACUUUUUACGGUAAGAGCAUUCACCGGACCCAAAAUCAGGACAGUAAAGAUUUAAUCACAUCUUAAUUCAUCAUGAGCAAAGCACUUGGUAGCAUUUGGUAAGAUACAAACUUACUUUUGAUGGGUAGAAACCUCAAGCAGAACCAGACUCCUGCCAUUACUGUUUUGGCAUCUAAAAGGCAGAGAGAUGUAGAAAGAGAGAGGUGGAUACAGAUGUACUACAACAACAACAGCUCCCUCAGAACAAUGGUUUAAGUGCCAAUCAUAAAACUAAAUGCACACUUACUUCAUACAGGAACAGCAAAUUACUGAUAAUAGGCUAAACUUGAUAUUUGUGGCCACUCAUGUUGGACUUUAUUGGCUACACUGCACAGUUAAAAAUCUUGUGUUACUCUAAAGAGGCACUUUUUAUAGAGACGAGAGACACCUACAGGCACUAGCCACCUCUCUCCUCCUUUUCCCUCAAUCAUUCUGAGAAAGAAAAUGAAUCUGAAAAAUACCCCAUAAAAUAACAUUGUUCCCUCAGUCAGUAUAGAACCCAUUUUUUUCCUUUCAUAAUCUACAUUUGUCAAAAACUGAACUACUCAUGAAUGCCAAAAUGCUUCCCCUCGCAGCUGAAGGUGGCCAAAUUUUACUGGAACUAGUGCCAACUUAAGCAAAACACAUCUUACCUUUCAGAGCUACAACCAAUGAUCGUCUGUACUAAUCAAUGUCAAUUAUCUGCUAGUAUGAAACACACAAAAAAAACAAAAUUACAGUGGAGAAGCUUAUUACUAGUUUUAAGAGCCGUUGUAAUGUGUUAUUGCUUAAUAAUGCUCACAUUGAAAGGAUGCAGUUGUUUUAAAAAAAAAGAGUCAUUGGUAAAAGAUUGAGUUGUGUAAGUGCUCGAAAACAAGAUGCUGGAUCUCAAGGGGCUAUCCUAAAUAAAUUGAAAUUAUUAAAUAAACUUUGGCACACUUGUUAAAAUAUUUGGUAUAUAAAUGACUAAAACUGGAGUGUCACAAAAUAAUGCUUUAUUUAAAAAAACAUAUCUGACAUAAGUAGACUACCCCUAUAAAUAACUUCUAAAGAAAAUAAUAAUAUCAAUCCCUUUCUGUGUAAUCUUAUCCUUUGUUUUCUGCUUCUCAUUUUUCAAGGUCUUAGUCAGGAGAAGGUAGCCACCUUCUUUAAGCGGCUGCGGGCUGAACCACGUUACCUGUUGGCCCAGAAUGUAUCGACCUGCAUUGACCCAUUGGAGGUCUGUCUCCACCGGCAGACUGUCCAGGACACAGUGCAUAUUUUUCAGCACUCCAUUCCCACUGAGGGCAAGCCUAUUACCAACCAGAAAAACUCAGGUAGGAUGCUAGCAGUGCUACAGAUAAAUAGUGGUUAGGUCUAUCAUACCUGCAGGUUACUCAGGAUUCUCUCUGUCUUUUUUUUAUCAGGGAGAUGUUGGAUCUUCUCAUGCCUCAACGUCAUGCGACUUCCCUUCAUGAAGAAGUUUAACAUAGAGGAGUUUGAGUUUAGUCAGUCUUAUCUGUUUUUCUGGGACAAGGUAAGAUUGGGUGCCACUCUGUUCCCACUAUGAUUUUUCACUCUCCACAGUCUGACAAGUCUCUUAUUUUGUGUUUGAUCUCUUUCAACUGUAAACUUGUUAAAUAGUUUUAAAAUCUCACUCCUCCUGUGUUUACAAAAGUUAACAUUUACAGUCCCAAUUCCGUAAGAGUUGGGUUUGGCAAAAAAAUCAAAUCAAAUGCUGAGACAGAAAAUGUUCACAUUUAUGAAUAAUAUAUGUUCAUUUUAAAUUUAAUGCCAGCAAGACAUUUCAGAACAGAUGAGACAGGGAUACCCAACACUGGAAAAGUUGUGUAAUGCUAAAAACAACACCUUGAGAUUUCUCAAACAUGGUACAUAUUUGAUGAAAAGAUCCAGAGGCACAAGGCCAGUACAGACAUGAUCCUGCAGUGCAAAUCACUGCAUGGGCUCAAGAUCAUAUCCAGAAACUAUCAUGUGUGAAGACAGUUUGUUGCUGCAUUUACAAAUGCAGGUGAAAAUUUCACCAUGCCCAUAAAUGAUUAAACAUACACAUGAUCCAGCAAUGUUAGCAACUUCUGCGGGCCUGAGGCCUUUUCAAAAGGACUAAGAGGAAGUGGAAAAGUGUCCUGUGGUCUGACAUACAAAACUUGGACUUUCCUUUUAAAAAAAAUUACAACUCUUGUGUACUUGGGGUUUUCCACAUUGUCAGUUUGGCCAUGUGUCACUGCUUCAUUGUUGGUUUUUUUCCUUUGUCUAUUUUUGUGUUUUCCAACUUUUCCUUUUAAGUCUACUGUUAGUUAUUAGUGUUGUAAGCUUCUGGUAAACAGAUGCUUUUGUUUCGCUGUUGUUACAUUGUGUGUGUAUGUUUGUAUGCCUGUAUGCAUUGGUACAGUGUUAUUGUACUGUGGUACAACUAUACCUUAGUUGUACUGCUGAAACCCUUUUUGUGUGUUGUUGUUGUCAAGGCUUUUUGUGUGUUGUCAGGGUUGUCAACAGUGACAUCAGGAUAAAUGUUUUUAUCUGUUUCUUUUUCUCUCACAGGCUUUCUGUCUUUUUUUUACCCCAUAUAGCAAUGCAGUCGGUAGUAAAUAACGAGAAAAUGCAUGAGUUAAAAACUACAAAUCAGGGUUAAUUCUAUUUCUUGAGAAUUUAGUUGGUUAAAGAUGAAGGUUUAAUUCAAGGUAACUCAAAAUUGAGAAAAAAUAGCGCAGAAAGGGGACAGAAUUAGUACGCAGAAUUUAGUGUUGUCUUCUCUGUUUUCUUCUGAAAAUGAUUGUCCUCCUAAGAUGGUUGGCCUUUAAGAUUACUGGAGCACUUAGUCAUUAUGGAGCCAGAUACAGAGGAAUUCUGGUGAUCAAUAUAAGAAGUUUAAUAUGAUUUUUUUUUUAAAGUCCUUACACACUAAUUUGAAUUUAGGGAAACUUGAAAGGACAACUCAAGUGAAAUGUUUCUGCCUAUACCCUAACACAAUAAACUAUAAAACUGUACAGUCUCUUGGAGUUUCUUAGUACCUGCCAUAUUUCUUCUUUUUUGUUUGUUUUUUCUAGAUUGAGCGGUGCUACUACUUCCUCCAUGCCUGUGUGGAGACAGCACAGAGAAAAGAGCCAGUAGACGGACGCCUGGUACAGUUCCUACUGUUAAAUCCAACCAAUGAUGGAGGACAGUGGGACAUGCUGACCAACCUCAUUGGUUAGUUUCUUUAUGACAUAUGGUCACACUGAGGAGUGUGAAUAAAUGUAUUGACAAUAACACCCAUAACAGCUAUAAUCCAGUAGUUUGUGGAGUUACAAAGAAAAUUAGGAAGAGAGAAUGAAUUCUUGUUUAUUCUUUGUGUGUAAAUCUGUGUUUAGAAAAAUAUGGAGUCAUCCCGAAGAAGUGCUUUCCAGAGUCGCACAGUUCAGAGGCCUCCCGAAGAAUGAAUGAUAUCCUUAACCAUAAGGUAUGUUUAUAAGGAAGGUAAUGAUGUCAAAAUCUCUGUAUAACCAGUCCAUGAUAUUGUAUUUUUUGCUAUACUUAAAAAAACAAAGGCUAUGGCAACUUGGAGGAGAGUAACAUUCAUAUAACUCUGAGCUGCUCAUAAAGUUUUGUCUGACGGUUAUUUUACUGACUGGACCUUGAACAUGUCAUAAUGUAUUCACCUGUAUGCACUACUUUGUUUGGUUGUAGCCUCUUAGCUUCUUACCUGCCGAUUUUAAUUAGGAUAACAACAGUAGAUGACCCUCCUUAAUUUGUGGGGCUUGUUACAACUUUGAGUGAUGACCAAAGCUGCUUUGAGUGAAGUAGGGGGUAACUCACCCACAGCAGCACCACCAGAAUCCAAAAGACAACAGACUUUUUCAACCUGAAAUCAGUUGAAGGUAUUCAGCCAAGCUUGAAAACCACCUUCACCAGCAGCUGAUCAAUAAUAUUUUUCUUCAGGUGGUUCAUGUCUCUUGGUUGGGAAUUCAAAAUACUACUCAGAGCUUCAUGGAUUUAUGUUUUUGUGCACCAGUUGUGGCUCGUUUCACAGUGUAAGUCCAUCAGACUUGAAAGGAGGAAUGAAAUGAUUCAGGUUCAAAUAUCAAUGAUUUCUUAACUGUACGAAUGUAGAACCAGGUCCUUGACAGAAUCGUGUUUCGAUCCAAUGAUUGACAAUAUUGUUACAUCCCAUAUGUUGACCUACCAUGCCCACCUGUUAGUCAUUUUUGUACUUGGUGAAUUAACACCUCUGUGUAUGUCUGACUGUUUGUUUCAGCUGAGAGAAUACUGCCUAAGACUGAGGAACAUGGUGACCAGUGAUGCAACAAAAGAUGAACUGUCUGAUGCCAUGGACACUAUGAUAGAGGAGGUGAGACUAAAAAAGCAACAACAACAACAACAAAUAAGAAUUGCAGGCAUACUUACCAUGGGAUGUUUCAGAGAUGACUGAGAGCCUGUUUCAGGGAUUCAGAAACCUGUUCUGUAGGAGAGGCUAAGGACUCAGUUUUGUAUUCUCUUGAAUGAUUACAGGUGGAACACACUCCUGCUCCCAAAGCUUUUCAUUCAUGUUGACUAUUCAUUUAUCAUCAUAGCCUUUGUUUUUGAAUUUAAGGAUCAACAGAACGCACCAUUACAAAAAAUUAUAAUAAUGAUGAUAAUUAAAUUAAAUGCUGUUUUCUUUUUUCAGUUUUUCAUUAGUUAUAUAAAAUUUAUCAUCAUGUCAUGUUUUUUUAAAGAAAUGGACAACAAACAGGAGUGGGUAAAGCGAUAAAAGUGAAUGAGUGUCAACUACAAAUGGUCACCUGCAGCCGGUUUUGGCUUGUUUGGAGUCACCCUGUUUAACUUUAACUUCAAUAACAAAAUGUAUGAGAAUUUUUAAAUUUUGGACAAUGGCCCAAAAAAGUCCAGCCUUGUCAAUAGUGUAGGGAGGGUAAAAUAGGAGUGAUGUACUCUCUCUCUUUCUUUCUUUCUUUAUUUUUUAUUCUUUUUAGGAGUCUGUCUGAUGUAUUCUGGACCAGCUGUAGUUCAUUUAGGCUCUGCUGUGAUGGACAGGAAUAUCAGGAGUUAGAGUAGUCCAGGUGGGGGGAGAUGAAGGCGAAUAUGACUCAGACUGUUUCAAGGUGUUCUCUGGGAAGUAGGUGACUGAUUCUGGAAAGUCGUCUUAGCUGAUGAAAACAUGAUUCUACUACUGAAUCGACCUGAUUCUCCAGAUUGAAGUUGUCAUCAAAAAUGACUCCAAGAUUCUUGCAGCUGUUAGAAAUAUCUGCUCAGAGAGGCCUUAAGAUGUUCAGUGAUGUGGGCAUGUGAAGUGUCUGAACCAGUUAUGAUUAUCUUGGUUUUGUUCAUGUUUAGUCAUAGGAAGUUUUGGGUCAUCCAGUGUUUAAGGUGAGCUGUACAGUUAAUAAGUGAGGAGACAGAAUCUGGGUUGUCAUGGCUGAAAGAGAGCUUUAAGUUAAAUGGCAGUGCAACCAUGUCUGAUUGGACAGGUGCCUUUUCUUACCUUGUAUUACAGUUCUUAAACCAGAAGAGGGAGCUAUUGAAUGUUAUACAUGUGGAAUGGGCAUGUCAGCCUUUUUGCAAAGCUCACAGUGUUUGGGUCUGAGUUUGUCAUGUUAAAACACCGGUAGCUAAGGUCAAGGUACUACGUCCUCUUACCUGGCCCAGGUUUGAUUGACUUAAUGAAGUGAAAAUCUCUACCUCAUUAUGAUGUUUUAAUAUUCACAUUCUCUACAACAUCCACCUCCAACCAUAUUGUAAAAAGGUUUUAAGCUUUUAGUUAUAGUUGCUUGCACACAAUUUGUUUUUAUUUUAUUUUUGUCUAUCGGUUUAUUUGACAGGGACAGUGCAUGUAGGCAUUAUUACAUCUAAUUAAAGAGCAACGGAUGUAAAGAUACAACCAAAGUAAUAAAGGACAUCUAGCUAUGGCUAAUUUGCAGUCCUUGUCCCUGGUUAGACAGUUGGAAAUAAGGCACAUAAUACAUAAACUGCUAAACAAACUUAAAAACUAAUAUCACAGACAAGCAAUUAUAGGUUCACAUAAAGCAAAGCAGACAUAAAACAAGCACUCACUUAUAAACACAGAAAAACUAACAAUGUGAACACAUUGAGAGCUAGUAGUAAAGCCAGCAUAAGGGUCACAGAUUUGUCUCUAAGCCAUAGUUUUGUGGUGAGAUUGAAAGUUAAUGUUUUUAUUUCUGAUGCUAGGAUAUUCCAAAUCUGUGGAUCUUCGACUAACAAAGACGACUGCUUGUUCAAAGUCUCCACUAGCUGCACUUCUUGUAGGAGCUUUUUUAUUUGAGUAUUUUUCAAUCAUUUCACUAACCAAAUCUGGGGCACAGCCAAAACAGUCAUAAUGACGGCAUAGGCUUCAUUACUGAUUGGGCGGCCCAGCCCCAGACAGUAUAGAAGAAGUGUGAUAAAGUCAUAGAGUGCAUGUAUAACUGGGCAGCCUUAAUUGGUAAAUAAGGCCUUAUAAGACGAUAGCAAGCCAGAUUAGCCCUUAAAACCUUUUUGAUAUGUGCUCCAAAUUUUUAACAGGGAAUUAAAGAUGACAACUAAUUUUAUUUACUUUAUGAGUUUCCUUCUGAUCAAUAGUUAUCUGAAAAUGUUUUGUUUUUGCUGGCUUGGAUAGGCAGCACUAUGUGCAUGAAAACACACAGGAAGCAUAAAAAACACUUUUUGUGUGACCUUUAGUCAGUCAAUCAGCCUUCUAUUGAGGUGGUUCACACAGAAAAGGGGUCCAGUUAAACAGCCUUUGUAUUGGGCUGGUGGUAUUGUGCUGCUGGAUGGCUGCUUGUUUAAACAGCGGCUUGUAUCUGAAAGUGCCGCCAUGGAUGCCCAGCCAUCACCACCCAUACACAAACACAUGUUGUGCAACAGUAAAGACUGCUCCCGCUGCACUGUAGAACAUAGUGUGGGGUGAAGGGUUGUCAUUGUCUUUGUUUGUCCACCUGGAAUUGGUUUGUUUUGCGAAACACCACUCUGUCAAAGCAAAAUAGUAACUGAGGACUCAGUCGUGCCAAAAGAACACCCAACAUAAUGAGUCAAGCUGCCCUAGAAUAUAAUUUGCUGUACAUUAAAACAGAGAACAUUUUAAAGUACAAACUCAAUAAAAGAGAGAAGAUAUUUUAUAGUUUUCAUUUUUACUUAAAUGUACCAACAUCAUUUUUCUCAGAACCACAAUCAGAAUCAGCUUUAUUGGCCUAGUAGCCCAUGUUUACUGCAUCAUUCAUUGAUAUGUUAGCACAGUAGGCAAACUGCAGGGGUUUUAGCAGGGGUCCUGUGAUGUCCUUUAGGUGGCUCAACACCAGUCUCUAGAAAGUUUACAUGACCACAGAUGUAAGGGGCAAACAGGCCUGUAGUUUAACAUUUAAACUGUGAUGGAGAGUUUCUUUGGGACUAGGAUGGUGUCGGACUGUUUGAAGCCGGAGGUGACUUCUCAAAGAUCCAGAGAUCUCUUUAGGAUCUGAGUGAAGCCGGUCAGUGCAGACUCUCAGACAGGAAGGGGACCUGCUUGUACAGGACCUGGUCCCUACUCCCUUGGGCUUCCUCCUUGGCCUGGCACAGCUUUCACAGCUAAGGUUUGAAACAGGGUUGAUCUGCAGAGAGUCUUGGUCUGCGCACAAAUGUCCUCAUAACACAUUCCAAAUAAAAGAUUAAUCUAAGAACAUAAAAAGAAAUGUCCAUAUCGCCCACGGGGAUGGUAAAAAUUCAUAUUUGUUCUUUUGGUAUCAGUUUAAACUUUAACUUGCUUGUCAAGUAAUUUGAUGAAGGCCACAGUAUCUUCAACUUGAAUUUGAACCUUUAGACUUGCAUGGUUUUCGUUAUAAAAUGAAGAAUGAAUUUGUCAUGUGCAACAGAAGAUUUUUUUCAUUACUUGAUUGAAGAAUUAGUUCAUUCAUUGACAAAAAAAUACACAGACAAAGGAAAUUGACAGUGAAACAUGUUUGUAAACAGAAUUACUGAAGUCAUUCAAAGAGAUGUUUUUUCAUCCCAUCUACCAAACAGCUUCACAUGGAAAUCCUGAAACCAAGGACAAAAAUUUCUCUGCUGUUGUUUCAUACUAAUAGAAAUGAAUAGAAAAUGAUGUAUAGUGAGUGGAUUCUUAUGGCACAUUAGGCUUAGCAAGACCUUGCUGUACAUGAUCUAACCUGUUAUGAAGCUCAUUUCCAAAGAGAGAUUAUUUUUAAGGUUUUGAGUGACAUAGAAGCAGUGGACAAUCUAACACAUUGGUUUUUGUUCUCUUGGACCCUUGGAACCAGAAUAAGGUUAAGUUCUCUGUUGGUGUUCACAUUCAUUUUCAUUUCUAUAUGCACACGUAUUCCUCAAGAUCAAAGUGUCAGCCCUACUUUGUGUGUGUGGAGGUGAUGCUGUCCAUCCUCCUUACCUGGGGGCUGUGAUUGUACCCUGCACUUCAUCAUGUCAGACCCCCUCACACUUCCUUGACAGGCAGCUGGAGUUAACAUCUCUGCUUCUUCUUGAUGUCCCCCGGGUGUUCUUGGUUUAAAUGGAUCCUCAUGCAUUUUUCUAGUUGAUUAUUUUUGGUCAGACAUAUUACGUAAAACCUAACCAAUGAAAUUUUUGUCAUCAUCAACAACCAGCAUCAACUUAUGGUGUGUUUUAUUCACUGUUACACAUAUGUGAGCUUGCUUCAGUGACAUGAUCCAUACACUGCAUGUUUUUAGGCAGAACAGAAGUAUUCCAGUUUCAAAGCCAGUCUUUUCUUUCAUUCCAUAUCUGGUGUGUGUCCUUGCUUCUCUACUUUUACUUGAACUGACAAGUUUGCAUCAAACACACACUAACUGUACAUGGCCAUACAGUUCCUCACACACAUGAGUGCAUACAGAUGGUAUCCCUCACACCACAACUGUAGCCCUUCCAUGCUCCAUUGCGUCAUGGAAUCAGAAACACCAUGUGCGGUUCUGGUCUUGGCUCUGAAUGCAAGAUGAGGGGUUCUGUAGAGAUUAAUUUCUGGGACAGCCAUCAAGAUCUCAAAAGAAUCAUCUCACUUCUCCUCAAGUGCGUCUGGCCAUGGGGUCAGAAAAUGUGUUGUUCACUCAGUGUGGGUGUUUUCCUGUAGAUAUGUCACUGCUAAGGGCUACAGUGAUAGCUGUGCCAGGGCAGAGAUGUCCACUCAUAAUUGGAUUUCUUCUCACUGUUGUUCGAAUUAAACAAUGGCCACAUGUGUUGCAUGUUUACAAAACAUGGAAGUUUAAUCAAAACCUCACUCACUUUUAUGCAGACUGUUUGUAUGGUGUAAUUUGCUUACACUCACAAGUCCAGUUUUUAGACAAUUUUUAUAAAUUGACCACAAAAUAGAUGAGACAUGUUUUGCUCAGAUUUUCUGUAAAUUAGAUUGGAGCCGGCUGCAGACCUGGAUUAGUCUUAUGCAAUUUGGCCCCUAUAACUUAUUUAAACAGUGUUUUCAGUCUGAAGUUACUGGCCACAUUAAAUAGAUUUUACACGUGUCACGUAUUCAACACAAAAUACAUUAAAUGUAGUAUUCAUUUUUACUGUGUCACUCAUAUGGACCACAAAGGGCUGGGCAAUAAACCGAAAAUUUACAGAUUCCGAAAUUUACAACAAUAACUGACAUCAUUUUGCCCAUAUCGGUAUAUUCAGUGUCAAAUAAAUAGUAGAUAGGUAGGCUAUGGUCUCAUGUCCCUUUAAGACGCUGUCCUACAUCAGAGACGUGACUCCACCACAUCCAGUCCGUAACAAAAAGGUAACAGCUGGAGCGGUGGCUGAAGCAGACGAAGUUAAUGUGGUAGGGCAUGAGCAGCUUGUGGAGUAGCUAUCGUCCAUUCAUCUUUAUCGAGAUGAACUGCUCAAUAUAUCGUGAUAUUGAUUUGAGGCCUGAUCGCCCAGCCCUAGGACCACAUACAGUACAGGAAAACACUAUGGCCUUCAUGUUAGCCCGGCAAUACCGCUGUCUUGAAAAUUGAGGUGCCAUGUUCAAAGUUACCAAUAUCUUCAUGUACUUUGUGAGAUGCCUUUGGAUAUGAUUGUCUUUGUGAUUUACUAUCACUCCUAACUUAAGCUGAUUGGUUUAUUUAGGUCACUUAAAAUGCCAGCAAAUCAACACUAGAGCACCGUGCCACAGAGGAAAUUUAAGGUCAUCCUCUUUAGUCAACAAUGUAAGAAUCUGUCAUUGGUGCAGGAGAUGUUUCAACGUUGUUCCUUUUCUUAUGCCACAGUGGCUGUUUUAUUUUCUGAAUGAGGUCUUUCUAUCUUUCUCUAAUCUAUUGUAUUCGUCUUGUCAGGGAAAGAUCAUUGGCCGUCAGGCUGAGCUAGAGUUGAGGAAGCAGAGCUCAUGAUUGACUAUUAAAACCACUGCUUUUUAAAAAAUUCAGCCAAAACACUAGUGGUGGGCAAAACCGGUCAUUUCAGUGAACCGGAUCAUUCCGGGUCGUUCAGUAAAAAGACCCGUUCAUUUCGUCCAACGCUGCUCUUUCGGUCAAUCGGUCAUUUGUACAGUCAACAAAUGCAAAUGCAUAUUAAUAGUUGUCUCUCUGCCUCGCUGCAGCAGUCUGUGUGCCUUUGCGUGUGUGUGACUGUCCCGCUCGCUCCGGCUCCCCCCCCCCCCCUCAGUCUUUCAGUCAACUCGUUCACCGUCUGGAUCUUUCGUUCACUCGGUCUUUCAGUCAACUCGUUCACCGUCUGGAUCUUUCGUUCACUCGGUCUCUCGUUCAACUCGUUCACCGUCUGGGUCUUUUGUUCACUCGGUCUUUCGUUCAACCUGUUCAUCCGUCUGGAUCUUUCGUUCACUCAUUUGACCCGUUCUUUCAGUUCAACUAGGUCUUUCGUUCAUCGGUCUGACCCGUUCUUUCAGUCAACUAGGUCUUUCGUUCAUUUGACCCGUUCUUUCAGUCAACUAGGUCUUUCGUUCAUUUGACCCGUUCUUUCAGUCAACUAGGUCUUUCGUUCAUUUGACCCGUUCUUUCAGUCAACUCGGUCAUUCCGGUCUUUCAGUCAGCUCAGUAGUACUGCUGCUGCUUCUCUAAGCCCCACCCACACACAGAAUGAGGCGCGACGAUAGGAUAAGACAGGCAAGCAGUCCCUCUUCAGCCAAUCAAAAGAACUGAACGGAUUGAACAGGUCAUUUAGGGGGGGAGAACUAGUUCAUUUCGUUCAUCAAAAAGAACUAGUUCUUUUGAUCCGUUCGUUCAAGACCGACACACCACUUCAAAACACCUGAGACUGGAAGCACUUGAAGUCUUUUCCACUUCUACAUUGAUUGUACUUUGCGAAAUUCCACGCACAGAAUAUGCCCAAUUCUGGUCUCACUAAGCUCAGUACCUACAAACUGGAAACCUAGAAUGACAUCUUUACAAAUUUGGGAUUUGACUUACUAUGAAAAACUGUUGCCAUGGCUGUUUUAUUUUUUCAAAAAAUUAUCUAUCUGUUUGCUCAAAAUAAAGUUUGACAGGUGUUGAACUUUGGGUAUCAGUAGCUGCAAUCAAAAUAUGGAAUUGGUUGUAACGUAUCGUAAAUUUAUCCUUUUUUACAUUCAAGGCCAAAGCAGUACGUGUUGUGAUGUUCCACGAUCUAUCUCCAUUGUCAAAUCUUCACUCACUUGUACAUCUACCUAUUUUUAAACCAAUCUGUCUUUGGCUUUAAACCUUUUUUUAUCAGCCGUGCUGUGUCAGAAUUUCUCUGUACCUUUUCAGUCACUUUUGAGGGGAAAAGCAUCAGCCAGGUCCUGCUGAAGGCAGAGGUGAAAAGCAAUAGAGGGAAAUUCCUGGAAUAACUAUCAGAAAUUACGAGGGUCAGAUUGACAGACCGCCUAAACAACCCUGAUUUUUUACACUAAAACUGUCUGAACUUCAGUACCACAGGAAGCCACAUGUGGAGAAGAACGAAAGGGCAGGGGGUGUACACGGGGAAAUGGAGGGAUAUUACUAAGGGGGGUGGUCGUGUUGUUUUGUGGGAAGGUGGGAGGAGUUUAGAGAGGUGCAGGCACUGGUGAGGUGGUACAUAGACAAACAUUGGGUUAGAUUGGUUAGAUGAGAACAUGUUAAUAGCCUUAAAGCACAGCUGUGCUCUCUUUUAUCAGCCCCAGUCUGUUCAAAGUGUCAUACAGAGUUUGUACAAUGUGAGAGGUAAUGGAAGGAUCAAAAAUAUUUGAUUUGUUGAUUUCAGACAGUAACAGUAUAUGACCACUACAUCUCUGGUGUUUUCAAAUUGCCUUUUCAGAAGUACCUUUUGUUCGCUGCAUGUGUUUUUUUUAAGCUUUUUAUUGAAGGGACUACCAACUGAGUGUUUGAUAUAAGUUAAACACAAAUUAGGAUAGCUUGUGUGUGAUAAAUCUCUUAAAAUGUUGAUGUCUUGUCUUUGCUGUGCAGGUGUUCCGUGUGGCCAGUGUUUGCCUUGGCAGUCCCCCUGAGACUAUCUCUUGGGAGUACAGAGACAAGGAUAAGAACUUCCACCGCAUGGGACCUCUUACCCCUCAGGAGUUUUACAGAGAGCAUGUCAAGCCCUUAUACAACCUUCAGGACAAAGUAUGAGAACCAUAGCAGAUAUAACACAUGGCUCUCUCUUGGCCACUACUGUCUGGAACCAGUUUUGACAUCAUAUUGUAACUGUCUUUUCUCAGGUCUGCCUUGUGAAUGAUCCUAGACCCCAAAACCCAUAUGGGAAGAUGUACAGUGUCGAGUUUCUAGGUAACAUGGUUGGUGGCCGCAGCACUGUGUAUAACAAUCAACCCAUCCAGCUGCUUAAAAAGGCUGCAGCUGAUUCUAUCAAGGAUGGGGAGGUAGGUUUUGUGAAAACAGACACAACUGAAGAGACAAUAACAUUUGAUGGUGCCUGCAUGUUUGGACCUAAUAAAUCUAACAUGCCUGUUGUAUUUUUCUCAGGCAGUGUGGUUUGGUUGUGAUGUUGGAAAACAUUUCCAUGGAAAGCUGGGCAUCAAUGACUUGAAUGUGUGAGUAUAAUUCAGAAGGAUCUGGUGUUUCAGGGAUACUGCUUGACAUGAUUGAAAGGACACAGAUGGAGUACAAACUGUGAAAAGCAUUUUGAUUACAUAUACCAUAUUAAAGAAUAUGAAAGGUGUAUUUAGAGAUCCAAAGUUUGUUUUUGUGUUUUUGCCAAAGUUAAUUUUUAACUGAGGGAAAAAUAUCAACACCCAGGACUGACUUGUUAAAUGUGUCAUCCCCUGUACUGAUAUGCCUUAAAUUUCUAGUCAUAAAGUGGGAUUAAAGUCGGGCUCGACAGUGCGACCAUUUCACUUACAUUUGCGACUAAAAAUAGAUGUGUGCGAAUUGUAAAAUGUAUUUAGGGGCACAUGUGCACCAAAAAAUAAAAUCAGCCCAGGCAACAAAUGUUUUUUCAUGUUAAUACCGCGGUGAAGUUAGUUUUAGGUUGGUUAUUUAACAGACAUGCACUGCAGAUCAACCAGUGUCUUCUCACUCUCUAUUCAUUGGGUGUUGAAUAAGGGACCAUCAAUAAAUUACCGGUUGAUGUUCUCAAAAAAGGCUGUUUUCCUUCAGUAGCUUCCAUGUCAUGUGACCAAUUGACCUAAAAUUGUCUGACCUCAGUAUUAUUAAUUGAAAUCAAUAAGACACGCCUCUUUAUUUCCCUGAUUUGUCAGGUGACCAAAAGACCUAAAAUUGAUUUCAAAUAAUUGUACCCAUGUCAACCAAUAAGACACACAUUAUUUGAUUCAUUGGGCCCCUAAAGCUCUUUGUGUUCUCCUUACUUUUUCAACUUAGGAGCAAAUGUGCUCUCUCUGAAAAAAGUUAGUGUCAAGCCCUGAUUAAACUCCUUAAACACAUUUGGUUCUUAGCUGAGAGAUUUCAUCUUUUGCAAGUUAACUAUAACUGAAUCAAGAUCAACUUUUUGUGUAAAAUUUCUAGAUUUUUUAUCUAAUUGUCUUUGCAUAUUGUCUGUAUGUUGUUUUUUAUGAUACCAGCCUUCGGACAACGGAUGAAAUUUAGCAUCUUUGCUGACUCUGGCAUAUUUACUUUGAUGCUUUUUGCUGAUAUGUUGAUCAGAGUCCAUUGUCCCAAUCGGAUUCAUAGAAAAACAAAACAAGAUAGUUAUUAUUUUAUUCUUUCAAGUACUUGAACUACACAGCCCACUGAUAUCUGGUAUACCAGUAUUAUCUGUGGCAGUAAUGCAAGAUUCACACUGCAAAGGCAGACUUCAUCUGCCUGCAAGAGGUGUCAGUCUCUUUGUAGAGGAAAAGUUGCUUAUCUUUGUCCAGCAGGUGAGGAAACAUCUGUGUCUGAACUCCUGGCGCCAGGCAUUAAUUUGCACACUGAACCAUACCAGCAUGGUGCCGUAAGUCUGGAAUCAUCUCUGUAGAGGCUCAUCUUCCAGACAGAUCCUUUCUGGUGCCGACAGAUCAUAAUUGGAAAGAGGCUGAUGCAUAAUGAAGCCUUAUUUCUGCAGUCCUGCUCAGAAAACCAUGAAAAAGCGAGUGAGCCAAUUAGCGAAGAACACCAGGCAUCAGAAAUUUUGCUUGGAGGAAGGAGGUUUGAGCUUGAAUGAACACUUCUUCUGUGUUCAGCAACAUGCAGUCUCUAAGCAGAUGCAUGGUUCUGUUCAGUCCUGUGGAUGAUAUACUUCUGUUCUGAAUAAUAUGUGUAACUCUAGUCACAGGAACAUCAAGCUACUCUGAGAGGGUCUUAUAGCCUUUACCUUUGAACUCUUUCUAAUCUCCUGAGACAGCUCUCUUCUUCUUCGUCUUCUUCUUGCUUUCUGUGGUCCACAUUCAGUGUCAUACACACCGUGUCAUCUAACAGCACAGUGGCUACUUGUCACCCUUUAAAUCAGCAGACUGAUUUGUUACAAGUUUGAAGCCACCUGUGAUGCUAAUGAAAGGACACACCUUGGUUUAUCAUGUCCCUAUGGAAAAACUAUUUUUGUCCAUCAUUUUUGUCGAAGCCUGUUUCAUUAUUUUUUCUUUUUGAAAUGAUUCUUUAAACUUUUGUCAGUUUCAAGUUAUUUCAGUGACAAUUGUGGGUUUUUCAUUCAUAAACCGAGGGGUACCAACAAUUUUGUCCAUGUGUGUAGUUGAACAUGGUAUACUGUAGCAUGCCUGUUAAGUCUGCCUGAAAUCUAGGUGUCAUGAUCGAUGACCAGCUAACCUUCAGGGUUCAUGUGGCCUACAUAGCUGAGUCCUGCCAAUUUUCACUUCUAUCAAAACUCUAAUCAUUGCCGACAAAGCAGUAUCCAACACUGCCUCAUCUACACCCCUUUUUGCCCGCUACGCUCAGCCACAGAAAGGCGCCUGGUGCUCCCAGCACAUCAAGCCCCUAAAUCAGUAGCCCGACUCUUCUCUAUUGUUGUCCCUAAAUGGUGGAAUGAAUUACCCAACUCCAUUUGAUCUGUAGAGUCCCGCUCUACUUCAAAAGACAGCUAAAGACCCAGCUCUUUAGAGAACACUAUACACUUGGCUAGACUAUUCUCCACUGUUGUCCCCAGUGGUUAAAUGAGUCAUCCAGCUACUGUCUUUCUCUACUUCUGGGAUUUUGUGAGCUCAGCUCUAUGUGAGUGACCCAGCACUUGGUACUUUGGUAACUAUUGUUGUGAUGACAAUUUCAAUGAUAGUGAUGAUGAAGAGUCUUACAUUGAUAGCUAGUUGCUUCAUUGUUGAUUUUCAUCAAAAAAAAUUAAAUUCCUUUUUACUCUUAUGUUCAUUGCCUUUAACACUGCUUGGCAGUAGUUGUGUCCAAAUGGACUUGAGGUGCUUUGUGGCUCUUACUGGUCAUGUUUCCUCUUAGAUCUUUGCUUGCAUUGAUCUUGCUCUUGAAUGUAUGUCACUUUGGAUAAAAGCAUCUGCAUAGUGACAUGGUAGCAUUGUAAAAUUUUAGUUUUUGUACAAAGAUUCAAUUUAAAUAUAGUGUGGGUAUAUUUUAAUAUUUCCACAGGUUCAACUUUGAGUUCUGUACACAUUUACUUUCACUUAAUUUUGUUUUUUUUUUUCUUUACAUGUUAAUCAUCAAAAAUCUUUGUAUGCAUUUGUACAGGUUCAAUCAUGAGCUUGUGUUUGGAGUUUCUGUGAAGAACCUCUCCAAGGCAGAGCGACUGAUAUUUGGAGACUCGCUCAUGACCCAUGCCAUGAUUCUUACUGCUGUCACAGACAAGGUACCUUUACACAAAUGCAUAGUUCAGUUUCAGUACAGCUCAGUCAUCUCAUUCGAAUGUACAGUUCAUAUACAAGCAAACCAUGAGGAAUACACACUUUCAGUGCUUUCCAGGGUGUAGUGUAUCAAAGCCUUGCGACGUGUUUAUGCUGCUUUAAUCAGCUGCAGUUUUUCAUAGUGAUGUCAAUUUCCACCCUUAUAAGUAACCCCAGCUGUCGGAACACGCUACUUCCCCCAUUCCUGGCUUCUCAUUCUUAUCUCCCGAUCAUGUUCUGUAUUUCAAUCCUUCAGGACGUCAAAGAAGGCUAUGAGAAGUGGAGGGUGGAAAACUCCUGGGGAGACGAUCGUGGGAACAAAGGUAACACAUUAUUAAACUUCUGUCUUUUCCAAUCUUGUCCAUCAUUGGGACAGAUGGCUGAGAUUCACAAUCAUGAGAUUUCAGACAGAGGGCUAAAAGUAAGAUUUUUCCGAGCACAUGAUUUUAUUGUUAGAUUAAUACAAGAUUAUUCAAUGAUUUGCAGAAAACGUAUCAAAGUCUGCUAUCCUACUGUAGCAUUGGUUUAAAAAGCAUUGUCCUUGCUUGAUCUUUAGUGUUUAGAGUGCCACUGGAAAAACAACUGGAUUUGAUUAACACUGUUUGCAUUUCUACAAAUGAUAAAUUACAUAAAUGUAACAAUUGGCAUAUAAAUAUAUAAGAUGACCAAGCUCCGAAACAGGGCAUCCAUCUUUGUGCCUAACCAUGAGAAGUAUGCCAAACACAAUAAACAAUUUGAUUGUGUAACUGUCCCUCUAUCAAAAAAAAAUGUAGAUAGAGAUGAUGUGGGGAAAUCCUAGUAACUAGUCUCUCCCAAGAGCCUAAGAUACCUCUAGAGGGAUAAAAAUGAUAAAGUUUCACAAAAAACUAGUGCUGGUUAAACAAAAGGCCCCCUCUAGAAUUGGUCCCACAUUUUUUAAGGGGUUGUCGCUGUACCACCAUAAUCAAGUUCUUUUCUUUGUAUUGUCCUAAAAUGGCAUGGUUCAUAUUACUAUUCCUAACAAAAGAUUGAAAGUUUCAUUGAACACACUACAAAGACAAAAUAUGUAAUGUUCUAAUUAAUAAACUCAAAUGUUUUUUUUUGUUUGCUUGCAAAUAUUGACCCAUUUUGAAUUUGAUGUCUGCAACAUGUUCCAUAAAAGUUGAAACAGAGUCUAUAAAAGACAGGGAAAAUUGAGGAAUCCUAAAAAAAAAACUUGUUUGGAACAUUCCACGGGUAAACAUGUUAAUUAGAAACAGGUGAACAUGCUAAUUAGAAACAGGUGAACAUGUUAAUUAGAAACAGGUGAACAUGUUAAUGAGAAACAGGUGAGUGUCAUGAUUGGGUAUAAAAGGAGCAUCUCCUGCCAAGGCUCAGUCAUUCAUAAGCAAGGAUGGGAUGAGGUUCACCAUUUUGUUAACAACUGCAUGAGCAAAUAGUCCUAAUAUUUCAAAGAACUAUGUUUCUUAAUGUACAGUUGCGAGGAAUUUAAAGGAAAAACUGUCUACAGGGCUUAAUAUCGUUAAAAGAAUCCAGAGAAAUCUCUGCACAUAAGCAACAAGGCCAAAAACCAACACUGAAUGCUCAUGACCUUCGAUCCCUCAGGCGGCACAGCAUUAAAAGCCAACAUCAUUCUGUGAAAGAUAAUACCAUGUAGUCUCAGGGACACUUCAGAAAACCAUUGGUUAACAGUUAACACAGUGUGUCGCUACAGCUACAUGUGCAAGUUCAAAGUUCUCCUACACGCAAAGCCAAAAACGUAAAUCAACAAUACCCAGAAACUCUGCCGGCUUCUCUGGACACGAGCUCAUCUGGAAUGGACUGAGGCAUAGUGCUUCAAAUUGUUUUUGGACAUCAUGGACGUGGUGUCCUCUAGGCUAAAGAGGAAAAAGACCAUCAGGGUCAAAGUUCAAAAGCCAGCAUCUGUGAUGGUAUGGGGGUGUGUGAAUGCACCAUUAAUGCUAAAAGGGACAUAGAAGUUUCAGAGUAACAUACGCUGCCAUCCAAGCCAUGUCUUUAUCAGGUAUGUCCCUGCUUAUUUCAGAGAGGCAAGGCCAAGACACAUUCUGCAUGUUACAACAGCAUGACUUUGUAGUUAAAGAGCGGGGGUACUAGACUGGUCUGCCUGCGGUCCACACCUGUCUCCCAUUGCAAGUGUAAAAUACAACAACAGAGACCCCUGACUGUUGAGCAACUGAAGUAGUACAUCAAGCAAAAACAGGAAAAAAUUUGACCUUGUCCUUUCAAAAACACAGUAUUUCACAGAAUUAGUCUUGGUUUCAGACCACACCAAUGUAGUCAUGCAACAUUUAUUUAAAUGAUAAAUCUAAAAGUAGAGAUCCCGCUGUCUUUUAAAGAGUAUUUAGACACAUCAGGAUCCACAUUUCCAAGUGAUGGACCUAUGUUGGGAACUGCUGCUCAAGUCUGAAAGCAAGAGGGCUGCUCCUCAUUUUUUAGCCUCGAAGAACAUCCAUCUGCUUUGAGACAGGACAGUAAGCCUAUCCCUAAAAACAAAUAAUGACACCCAACAUUCAUUCACGGACAAACACACAUAAUGCCACCCAACACGCAAGUUCCAGGAAGGCUUACAUCAACACACAUGCGGAUACCACAGUGGGAACCAGGCACUGUGCCAUUUAAGAUUUGCGUACUUGGAAGAACACAUACACACUAUGCACGCCAUCCCUGGUACAUUGUUUUGAAUUGUGGCACGUUCUUGUGGUUACCCUGACGUCUUCCAUAAGUCAGCAAGGCAGCAGGCGUAAUGCUCUCAUUUACCUAGCUCUGAAAACAUGAGGAGGGGAGAGUGGAGAUGGAGAGAAAGAGAAAGAGUGACGUUACAUCAGGAAAUAGAGAGUAAAUUUCAUUCGAUCAAAUUUGUGGCUGCCAGUUUUUAAUCCAGCUUCCCAUAAGUGUCCGUUUUGAGUCGGCAUAGUUUUAUUUACUGUGGUUUCACAUAACAUCUAGUACAUGCUGCACACAGAUAUUCAUAGAUUUAAAUGGUUGCUUUUUUAUCACGGGUUUUAGGACCACUAUGAAGUGUUUAGCAGAGGGUAUGCUUUCAUAACCACCCCAAGCUCAGCCACAUUGACCUUGUAUGACUACAUACUCAGAGCAGAGAGAGAGGCUGACAUUGUUUGGUUUUCUGGGGGUGGGGGUUUAGAGGUGAUAGCAGAUGAAUUAAAUAAAUUCAGCACUGCAGGGUGGGCAACUAUAAACUAUCAAGGGUGGGGUCCACCCUCCUGUUCUUGGCAACCAUAAUGUAUUGUGAUAGAGAGCACUUGAGGGCAAUUGAAAAAUGAAUGUGUUGAUUUUUUUAUGACUAAGCUAUUCAGUAGUUCUAAGCAGUGCUCUAUACCAAUGGUUCUCAACUGGUCUCACUCUGGGACCCACAUUUUCCCAUGGUCCUUAAGUCGCGACCCACUUUUAUAGAAUUUAAACCAAGCAAAUUAAUUUUUUACAGAUAAAAAAACCUUUAAAGACUCUAAUAUUUAACAUAAAUCCACUUGUUUUAUUGAGUAUAGUGCAUUUCAGAGCACAUGAAGGGGACAACAUGAGGACGACAACUACUGGAGCUGUAUAUACAGAAAAUAUUGAACAUCUAAUAAAUAUCGCAUUAAAUAUUUACUUUUUUAAUCAGCUGUUCGUGACCCAUCCUGACCGAUCCGCGACCCACUUUUGGUUGAGAACAACCGCUCUAUACUACUACAUAAACAUUGUCUCUUAAACAUGGCUGUGCACUGGGGCGCACAAUAUCAAUAGUUUUUGGCAGAGAGCAAGAACAGGAUUAUUAUUGAAAUGUCAAGAUAUUUUUUUCCCUAAUUGAAAUAAGACAAGAUAAGAUAACUUUAAGACAGUUAUUUAUGUUUACAAAACUUUCUAAACUAAAAAAAAAGUUAACAGAGAAAUGUCUUUGGUCCUCAUAACCAAUGAUAUCAUGGAGAAAGACCUAAAUGGCUUUUGGGUCAGCCUUCUUUCAUUACGGGCUUUACAUGUCAACUAAGUCAUGACCCAAAACUGCACAGUGUAGCUGAACCCUAGGGCCCAAAAAUAUGUCUAAAGUUGCUCUGUUGUUUUCAGUUUUGAUCUAAGCGUGUAUGCAAGUGAACUUGAAUCAACAAACCUUGUAAUUGUAUCUAUCUUCAUAGGCUACCUGAUCAUGACGGAUGAUUGGUUCUCCGAGUAUGUGUAUGAGGUGGUCGUAGACAAAAAGUACCUUACCUCUGAAGUCCUUGACGUGAUACAACAGGAGCCAGUUGUACUUCCUGCCUGGGAUCCAAUGGGUGCCCUGGCAUAACUGCAGAGAUCAAGAUGGAAGCCCCAACCUCGGGUCUGGACUUCGCCCUGUUCCUUGGCUGCUUUUAAUUCUCCAGUUACUAUUCCUAUCUCACAUCCUUCCAAACAUACCUGUUCUUCUUGAUAAAACAAUAAAGUUUUUUUCUUUUUUUACCGGACUGCUUGUGUUCUCU
Xyrichtys novacula (pearly razorfish) is the source of this 22129-nucleotide messenger RNA. The record is from the annotation of a GenBank genome assembly. NCBI's taxonomy places the organism in Eukaryota, Metazoa, Chordata, Actinopteri, Labriformes, Labridae.